Messenger RNA from Penicillium verhagenii, 894 nucleotides. Its product is annotated as SDR family NAD(P)-dependent oxidoreductase. Lineage: Eukaryota; Fungi; Ascomycota; Eurotiomycetes; Eurotiales; Aspergillaceae. The record is from RefSeq and is a predicted model, not a curated record. The coding region runs from base 1 to 894 and encodes 297 amino acids. The transcript is spliced from 8 exons.
AUGGCGGAACAACAUGUCUCCUUCAAGAUCGAGGAUCUUUUCUCCGUCAAGGGUAAGGUUGUCGUCGUGACCGGUGGUGGCUCUGGCCUCGGCAAAGCCAUUGCGGAAGGAUUCGCCGUGAACGGGGCCAAAGUUUACAUCUCUGGGCGCAGACAAGAGGCCCUUGAUACGGCAGUAAAGGAGAUCGAUGGAGACAUACAUGCGCAAGGAGAUGUACAAACCAAGGCGGGGUGCGUAAAGAUUGUCGAGGCCAUCAAAGCCAAAGAGUCUCAUGUCGACACUCUUAUCAACUGUGCUGGCGUGAGCCGUCCCUGGAGAGUUCAACCAAGUAAUCCCAAUGACCCCGACGAGGUAGAAAAUCUCUUGAUAAAUGGCAUAGAAGAGGAGGAUUUUGAUCAAAGCAAUCAAAUCAAUGUGAAUGGGGUUUACUUUUUAACAGCAAACCUUCUCCCACUUCUACGAUCGGCAAAGGAUCCAAAUGUUUGCAUUAUUGCAUCACUCGCCGCCCUUGGAAACCAGAGAUCCAUGGCACCGCUGACAUAUGGAGUGUCUAAAGCCGCAGCCGUGCAUCUUGCUCACCUUCUCGCUGGUCGUUUGCAUCCCAUGAAAAUUCGAGUCAACACCAUUUGCCCCGGUAUCUUCCCGUCUGAGAUGACCGGCACUACAACCGGCAAGCAUGAGUACGCCAUCAGCGACAGCGCUGACAAGGCAGCUAAGCGCUGCACUGCCGGUCGCCCCGGUCGGCCAGAAGAAAUGGUGGGACCGGUGUUGUUGCUAUCCAGUGCCGGUGGUGGCUAUAUGAACAAUGCAUUAUUGACUGUGGAUGGGGGUAGGUUGAUGGGUGUCUCGAUCAACGAUGGGAUUCGUAUGCCCGAGGAUACCUACACUUUCUAG